CGGAAAGCGGCCCUCGUCUGCUGCGCGUGUCGUGGGAGCGUCGCUGCCUGAGUUCGCAUCCGAAGCGGCUCGGGAGGUUUCGAGGCUCCGCUGCCCGGAUCCGGGGUUCCGCCCGCGUAUGCCCCUGGGAGCGCGCGCCGCAGUGUCCAGCGGGGGACAUGGUGGGGUUCACGGUCCCCGCGGAAGUCAGCGUGUUCUUGCUCGAUAUAGAAGGCACCACCACUCCGAUCACGUUUGUCAAGGAUAUUUUGUUUCCCUACAUCAGGGAAAAUAUUCGAGAUUACCUAGACACCCACUGGGAGGAAGAAGAAUGCCAGCAAGAUGUUGGCCUGCUGAGAAAACAGGCUGAAGAAGACUCCCAUAUGGAGGGAGUGGUGCUUAUCCCACUGGAAACCAGGGACGGGGAAGAGGAGGUUGAACGUGUCAUCCAGGCAGUUGUAGACAAUGUCCUCUGGCAAAUGUCUUUGGAUAGGAAGACCACAGCUUUAAAACAGCUCCAAGGCCACAUGUGGAGAGCAGCCUAUGAAAAUGGCCGCUUGAAGGGAGAGUUCUUUAAGGAUGUAGUUCCAGCAGUGAGAAAGUGGAAAGAAGCAGGAAGGAAGGUGUAUAUUUAUUCUUCUGGGAGUGUGGAGGCACAAAAGCUUUUGUUUGGGAACUCUACAGAAGGUGAUAUUUUAGAGCUCUUUGAUGGUCACUUUGACACGAAAAUAGGCCCUAAAGUUGACAGUGAGAGUUAUCAGCGGAUUGCUGCAAGCAUUGGAUGUGCCACAAACAACAUUCUAUUCUUGACGGAUGUCACUCAAGAAGCAGAUGCUGCCGAAGAAGCGGACAUGCACGUGGCUGUAGUGGUCCGGCCUGGCAAUGCAGGACUGACAGAUGAUGAGAAAUCGUACUAUAGACUCAUAACCUCUUUCAGCGAACUGUUCCUGCCUUCCUCUGCUUAAGAUAUGCACCUGGGACUAAGGAAGGGUGGGGGGAAAAGAGGGAGAGGCAGCUGAGAAAAUUCUCCUUACCAUUUGUUGUCGUUCUUGAUAAGAGUCUUGGAGAGAGAAAUAUUGGACGGUUGACUUCCCUGAUGGCACAAAAUUGAACCUGAUGGGAAAUUGCUAGUUCUGUGAUCGUACUUCAUCCCGAGCAAUCAUAAAGCCCUCUAGUUGUUGGCUUACUUUCUUUGGAAUUGCGAAUGGAGGAUUCAAGAGGUACAGUUCAAAGAAGGUUCUCCAGCCUGAGGCCUUUUUGAGGUCAACCAGGGGGUGCAAAUCACACCUCCCGUUCACUUCAAAGGGGCCAGUGCCGGAGGCUUUCCUUAUGGAAUGUGUCUUGUGUGGUGCCUCAAGCUCAUUUUUUACUAGCAUCAUGCUUUAUUGCAAGUUUUUUUAACUCGUUUUCUGUUCUUCGUUCUUGUUUGGAAUGAUCAUAGGUGAAAUCAGACUACAUUAGGUCGAUUCUUUGCAAAUGUUGCAAACUGAACUCUCUGGACCAUUUGUCUUGAAAAGAGAAGGAAAUCAGUGCAGGCACUGUUAAGUCAAACAUGUAAGCUAGGAGAAAAGACCUGCCAACUCAGUAUGUCUGCAUGUGGAAGGCAUGAUUGAUCCUGUGUUACGGGAGAACUGCAUGAUUGCUCAAAGGCUGUCAUACUUAUCUGGGGAAAGUGGUGCUUUCUUGGGAUCAAACUGAUGGAAAAAUUAAAUCUAAAUCCUGCAGAUUAGUACUUUAGAUAUUGCACUUGAAGGUGGAAAUGGAGACCCAAUUGUUUGUGACUUCACUGGCACAAGCAGUGCCACUUGUUCCUUGUAUGUGCAGCAGUUCAAGAACAGUAAGCAUAUCUCAGUGUCAGCACCUUUUCCUUUCUGUUGAUUGAUUUUUCAAGGCUCCUGGGAGUUUCAGCAAGCCAAAAUGGAAGUGCUUGUUUCUUCAGCAUGCUGCACAUUUAUGCUCUAAGUAGUGUUCUGCCUCACAAAACCUUGUCCCUUUUCACUAUGGAUGAAAGGGGAACAAUCCCAAGUCAUACUGAAUGAGGCUAAUGCCAAUAUUUUUUCCAUCUGACCAAGAUAUUUUGGAGUUGUGUCCUUGCUUGGAAAUAGGCUUGUUGUAACAACUGCAAAGCUGGACAAAGUACUGAAGCCAUAAGAUGUCAAGAACAUCCCGGUUUGGCUGGAUGACCAGAGAAUCUAAUAUAUGCUGCCUGGAGUCUUAAUGGAACAAGCGCACAAUAUCUAAUCCCUAAUUUGAUGUCCUCCGUAUGUAUGUGAUGAGCAGCCCUUCCAGUAUUUGAGGGUGUUGUUAGAAUCAGCCUUACUGUUGUGUUCCAGGUGGAAAGGUCUUGGUGUUCAACACAGAUGAGUGGCUGGCCCUGAGAAUCACACUGUACAAUCCAUGAUGGAAAAGUCAGAUAUGGUAUUAAAAUUCUCAUGUAUUAAGUUUAUAAAUCCUUUCCCAUUCUGGAUGCUAAUGGAGAGUGGCUCCAUAUUGCCGAUGUAGUCAACAUCAGCGUAGGAUUGUUGCCUUGUGGUGCAUGUCUUGUCUUUAAA
Messenger RNA from Candoia aspera, 2531 nucleotides. It is a transcript of the gene ENOPH1, whose product is annotated as enolase-phosphatase 1. Gene Ontology annotation, molecular function: acireductone synthase activity; magnesium ion binding. The record is from RefSeq and is a predicted model, not a curated record. NCBI's taxonomy places the organism in Eukaryota, Metazoa, Chordata, Lepidosauria, Squamata, Candoiidae. The coding region runs from base 159 to 944 and encodes 261 amino acids. The transcript has 6 exons.